GGCGCCCGCGCCGGGCUGGGGCUGCUGCUGGGCACCGCCGCCGGCCUCGGCUUCCUGUGCCUCUUCUACGGCCAGCGGUGGCGACGGACCCAGCGCCAUGGCCGGAACCAGAGCCUGCCCAACUCCCUGGACCACGCGCCAACGCCGGAGUCCGGCCGCCCAGUGAUGCGGUCACGAGCCAUCCCAGGGGAGGCUGGAGAUGCUGCGGUGCUGCCCAGCCUUCCACAGGAAGGGCAGGAGAAGGUGCUGGACCGCCUGGACUUCGUGCUGACUAGUCUUGUGGCACUGCGGCGGGAGGUGGAGGAGUUGAGAAGCAGCCUGCAAGGGCUUGCUGGGGAGAUUGUUGGGGAGGUCCGAUCGCACAUGGAAGAGCACCAGAGAGUGGCUCGGCGGCGCAGGUUCCCAUGUGCGCGGGAGAGGAGUGACUCCACGGGCUCCAGCUCCAUCUACUUCACAGCCUCCUCGGGAGCCGCGUUCACGGACGCUGAGAGCGAAGGGGGUUACACCACUGCCAAUGCCGAGUCCGACUACGAGCACGACUCUGACAAGGAGAGUGAGGAUGAGGAAGAUGAAGCGAGCUGUGAGACCGUGAAAAUGGGAAGAAAAGAUUCUUUGGACUUGGAGACAGAGGCAGCUUCAAAACCAGUGUCUGGCUCCCUGGAGGCCGAAGCCUCCGCCUCCGGCCUUGAGGAGGUGCGGCUGCUCCUGCAGCAGGCAGACGAGCUGCACCAGGGUGGCACGCAGAGCAAGCGCGACGGCUUCCAGCUGCUGCUCAACAACAAGCUGGCGUAUGGAAGCCAUCAGGACUUUCUCUGGCGCCUGGCCCGGGCCUACAGUGACAUGUGUGAGCUCACUGAUGAAGUGAGUGAGAAGAAGUCGUAUGCCCUUGGUGGGAAAGAAGAAGCAGAGGCUGCUCUGGAGAAGGGGGACGAGAGUGCUGAAAGUCACCAGUGGUUUGCAGUGCUUUGUGGUCAGCUGGCUGAGCAUGAGGGCAUCCAGAGGCGCAUCCAGAGUGGCUUUAGCUUCAAGGAACACGUUGACAAAGCCAUUGCUCUGCAGCCAGAGAACCCCAGGGCUCACUUCCUUCUUGGCAGGUGGUGCUAUCAGGUCUCUCAUUUAAGCUGGCUAGAAAAAAAAACUGCAACAGCCUUGUUUGAAAGUCCUCUUAGUGCCAGUGUGCAGGACGCCCUGCAGAGCUUCCUGAAGGCUGAAGAACUACGGCCAGGAUUUUCCAAAGCAGGAAGAGUGUAUAUUUCUAAGUGCUAUAGGGAGUUAGGAAAAAACUCCGAAGCUAGAAGGUGGAUGAAGCUGGCCUUGGAGUUGCCUGACGUCACUAAAGAGGUAAGAAUUCCUUGAAGGAAGAAAGGCCUUAAAUGUACAACUUAGA
Dipodomys ordii (Ord's kangaroo rat) is the source of this 1387-nucleotide messenger RNA. It is a transcript of the gene Rmdn3, whose product is annotated as regulator of microtubule dynamics 3. Gene Ontology annotation, cellular component: spindle microtubule; mitotic spindle pole; cytoplasm. Lineage: Eukaryota; Metazoa; Chordata; Mammalia; Rodentia; Heteromyidae. Gene Ontology annotation, molecular function: microtubule binding. The transcript has 11 exons. The record is from RefSeq and is a predicted model, not a curated record. The annotation marks the transcript as partial.